Molecule: messenger RNA, 1014 nt
Organism: Cladocopium goreaui
Lineage: Eukaryota; Dinophyceae; Suessiales; Symbiodiniaceae
Source: the annotation of a GenBank genome assembly
GUUGAGCUUGCGCCAGGCCGGUUCGUCCUUCCAAGCGGUCAUGCACGAACACAGCCCGCAAGGGCUUUUCCGGCGCAGACCGUUAAAACUGGUUGGACGUUGUUGAGCACAGGGAGCGUCGUAGUGCUGGUUCUCCAAGCUCUCAUUCAAAGGUUCCUUCCUGGCUUCUUCAUGAACAGGGAAGUGAGGAAGGCUGGGCAAAGGCUGAAAAGGAAAGAGCCCGCCCCUGCACGGCCUCUCGAGGAGGAAUACAUCAAGGACUUCAUCAAUUCACCUCAAGGUGAAGCUUUGAGCACCCCUUCCUUCUUGGUGGUCAGUGGUUCCCAAGGCAUUGGGAAACCAACCAUGCUGAACAAUCUCAUGUGUGAGCAUGUGAAGAAUGGCAAAAGGGCGCUACCCCAAGCGUUACAAGCCGUAGAUUUGCCCCGAUAUGACCCGUCAAAUGUCAAAUUUUUGCUGGAACGGGUGAAUGAGACGUCCAAGCACCGAACAGGCAGUGCCGUCGUCGUAUACCUGCAACUCACAACCAAAAGCCGCGGAGACAAAUUUAGUAGGGAUGCCUGUGAUGACAUUGCUUCCACCCUCGGUGCCUUCGCUCGCAACAUCACCUACGACAAUGCCGCGUGCAAGUUCAUUUUGGAGGUCAGCGUGUCUGCAGUGGCAGACAUCAUCAAAGAAAGGUUUGCUGUAACAUGUCAAGGUCAGAAAGGUGCGGAUGCGGUCAUCGAGCGGGUUGAGCAGUGGUACAACCGGAGGGUGGAACCAAUUGAAAAGAAAUUGGAUGACCAGGAAGUGAAGGACUAUCUCCUCAAGGUGGCUGAGGCAGGACUCAUGGGGUAUCUCCCAAACAGCAAGCAGACGACCCAAAUGACUUUGAAUCUUCUUCGUGAGGAGCCAGCAGACUGCGUCCUGAGGAGUACAACCAGUGAAACUGUGGCUUUGAAGCAUUGGCAUUUCAUCGCCAAGCUCUUUGAAGAGGAUGAGCAGAAGUUGAGGGAUGCAGGAUACAUGUGA